Molecule: messenger RNA, 3182 nt
Organism: Aquila chrysaetos chrysaetos
Lineage: Eukaryota; Metazoa; Chordata; Aves; Accipitriformes; Accipitridae
Gene: SLC37A2
Product: solute carrier family 37 member 2
Exons: 17
Coding region: 26-1690 (554 amino acids)
Biological process (GO): phosphate ion transmembrane transport; glucose-6-phosphate transport
Cellular component (GO): endoplasmic reticulum membrane
Molecular function (GO): glucose 6-phosphate:phosphate antiporter activity
Source: RefSeq, a predicted model, not a curated record
ACCCGCAGCUCCGCCGCCGCCCGCCAUGAGGGCAGCGCUCGCCCCCGGCGUCCGCCUGCUCCGCGCCCUCCCCCGGGACAGCCGGUAUCGGGGACUGACGCUGGUGCUGACCUUCCUCUGCUACACCAGCUACCACCUCUCCCGAAAACCCAUCAGCAUCGUGAAGAGUCAGCUGCACCCCAAUUGCUCAGCCUGGGGCCCGAACCCCCACAAUGACUCCAACAGCAGCACGUGGUGCAGCUGGGCACCCUUCGAUGGGGACAACUACAAGGAGCUUUUUGGGGCGCUGGAUAAUGCCUUCCUGGUGGCCUACGCCAUCGGGAUGUUUAUCAGCGGCAUUUUCGGGGAGCGCCUCCCCCUGCGCUAUUACCUCUCAGGGGGGAUGGUGCUAAGUGGGCUCUUCACCGCGCUCUUCGGCCUCGGCUACUUCUGGGACAUCCAUGUCCUCUGGUACUUCAUCGUUGUGCAGGUCUGCAACGGGCUGGUGCAGACGACCGGCUGGCCCUCCGUCGUGGCAUGUGUCGGGAACUGGUUUGGGAAAGGAAAGAGAGGUUUGAUCAUGGGCAUCUGGAACUCGCACACCUCCGUCGGCAACAUCUUGGGGUCGCUCAUCGCCGGCGUCUGGGUUUCCUCCGCCUGGGGCCUGUCCUUCAUCGUGCCCGGCAUCAUCAUUGCCGCCGUGGGCAUCAUCUGCUUCUUCUUCCUUGUGGAGUAUCCCGAGGACGUUGGCUGCAAUCCACCUCUGCAUCAUAUGGCCUCCGACGAGGAGGAUGCUGGAGGAGUGACCACCAGUGAGAAGGAUCCCGAAGCAGUCACCUCCAACGAGGGGCCGCUGAGCAUCUCAGGCCAGAGCAGCACGGAUCACUCUGACAGCCCCACGGAGCCCGCCGAGGAGCCCGAAGCCAUCAGCUUCCUCGGGGCGCUCCGGAUACCCGGCGUGGUAGAAUUCUCCCUUUGCCUGCUCUUUGCCAAGCUGGUGAGCUACACCUUCCUCUACUGGUUGCCCCUCUAUAUUGUGAACGUUGCUCAUUUUGGUGCCAAGGAAGCUGGGGACCUCUCGACCCUCUUUGAUGUUGGGGGCAUUUUAGGGGGGAUCUUCGCCGGCCUCAUCUCUGACUACACUGGCGGCAGGGCCACCACGUGCUGCGUGAUGCUGGUCGUCGCUGCUCCCAUGCUGUUCCUGUAUAACCACGUUGGCCAGAAUGGCAUCGGCACAUCAAUAGCGAUGCUGAUCGUCUGUGGCGCUCUAGUUAACGGGCCCUACGCCCUCAUCACAACAGCGGUUUCGGCAGAUUUGGGAACACACGAGUCUCUCAAAGGAAAUGCCAAAGCCCUUUCUACUGUCACGGCCAUCAUUGAUGGCACAGGAUCCAUAGGUGCUGCCCUAGGGCCGCUGCUCGCAGGGCUCAUCUCCCCCACGGGCUGGAAUAACGUCUUCUACAUGUUGAUAGCAGCCGACGUCUUGGCUUGCCUGCUCCUCGCUCGUGUGGUGGUCAAAGAGGUCCGUGGGUGGUGUGGCUACAUGGCGAGGAAGAGAGGGUAUGUACGUACCGCCCCGGGGCGGCCUCUGGUCCUGCGAUGCCAAAACACGGCGUCGGUGCCGCUCCGGAAAGACAUUUGUUAUCCCUUGCUGUCGCUGCUACAUCUCCAUGUGGGCAUCACGUCAGGCUUCACGAGGCCAUCUGCCUGACGUCUCGCUCCUGUGGGCACAAAGAGACGUUUCCACCUCAAGCCAGGGCAGCACCCCGGGGGAUUUUAGCCAUCCGUGCCUCGCAAAACUCUCUCGGUCCUAAACACACCAUCCUUGUGUCUUUGUAGCUCUAGCGUGCAGCUAACAGAGUCAGUGCUGGAUGGGAAGUAGCUCGGUGUGAGUAUCUCCGCUUGGAGCCCCAAGGAUUAAAUGCAAUGCAAGCCUGAUUCGCCCUGAUUUCGAGUUUCGCUUGGCAGGCUUAGCCUAGAAACAGCUGCUCUGCUGAUAAUUUAAGGGCCAAGAUCGAGAUUUGGGAAUCAAAGGAUUAAAUCACGAUGGCCAGGGAAGAUAGUGCAGACGGGCGGGCAGCGCAUCCUUGUCUCCAGCUUACUUACGAGAUGUUAGCCCAGAUGCCCGAUUGAUUGGCAUUGAUUAAUGCACUUGAAACAGCCGAAUUUAUAGGCUGACUUGCCCACCUGUGCUAAUGAGCUUGAUUACACAGAGUCCAGGCUUGCUAAUCAAAUCCAUGGCCAAAUCACUGCAGUGAGGGUAUAAGUAAUCUCCAAAUCAGCACUGGUCCGUCUCCCGACUGCCACCAAAGCCCCCGCACAAGCGCUGAGGGGGAAAGGGCUGCAGCCAGUACAGUGGUGGGGGUGCCAGACCCCAGACCCCCCCUGAAAAUAUUUGGUCCUUUAUGUCUUGUGUUUGCAGGUGAAAGACCAAUAGUCUGGGCCUCACGCUGUGGUAAGUGCGGCCCGAAUCUCCUUCUCCAGCCACCGGUGGAGGGCUGUCAGACUUCGCUCUCUUGUGCUGGGGCUGGUUGGGGCCAGGACUGUCCUGGCUGGGUUGACACCAUCCCCGUUUGCACCAAAAUCCGGCUGGUUUGUGCUGGCAGAAGCAGCUGGCUCAGUUUGUGGAAAUUGUGCAACACCUUAGAGGGCUUUGGGGAGCGCAUUGUCUCCAGAGCAGCUUGCAGAGCGGAGGCGCAAACGCUGGGGGUUUUUUUGGGGUGGAUGUUUCAGCUUUGGCCAGAGACGAAAUGGUGGCUGGAUCACCUCCUAGUGCCUGCUUCUCCUCUGGGCUUGCAGUGCAGAUGGGGCUGGGGUUUCCAGCAGAGCCGUUUUCCCUUUCCAUCUCUCUGGCAGCACUGCAGCACCCAUCAUUGAUCCCGACACCUGCCGAAUGGCACCCACCACGCUCAGCCGCUCGCUUCUCUCCCCACAGGUUUAAGGAGUUUUGACGUGUCCCCCAUGAGCCGCCCCGAGCUGAGAGGCCCGGAGGGAGGAGAGAGGCUGGGGCACGCCGGGAGCGCGUUCAUCUCGGCAGAGCCGAGGCACGGCCUCAGGCACGGCCCCACGGGCUCGUACCGCCACCGUGGGUUUGCUUUGGAGGGAGGCAGCAGCGAGGAGCAGUCCGAGGGCCCUGGCCGACUGGUUUUCUGGGCCGAUUCUUCGCCGUCGGCCACUUUAUUAAUAAAAACAUGCGAAACCAG